AUGGCAGCUGCAAACACCCUCUUCCCCUACCUCCGAAAGGACCCCUCUGAACUUCCAGAAGGCGAAGAUCCAUUCACCAUCACAACCCGCACUGGCUAUCUCCCCUUUUCUCUCCCUCUUACAAAACUCCCAUCCCAAUUCGAUCCUGUUUCGAAUCUUCUUGAUGAGAUUCCUAUUCAGAAACAAGAUGGUACGCCUGGUCUUUUGGCUACGUAUGGACUUGGUGAUGUUAUCGACAAUGGCGGUCUUCCUGAUUUGACGCAUGAGAUUGAUAAUCUGGUCGUCAAGGGGACUGACAAAAAGGAUAUGGCUGCUAUUACGGCUGCGUUUCGGGAUUAUAGCUUUAUUGCUUCGAGUUAUCUUCUUGAGCCGUGUUGGGAGCAUUAUUCUAAGAGUGAUGAUGGGGGGUAUGGGCUUGGAAGAUUUACUCUUCCUAAGUGUAUCGCUGGUCCUCUCGUCAAGUGUGCCGAGAUCCUCGACAUCCCUGCCUUCAUGUCCUACGCCGCUUCAUACGCUCUCUACAACUACUAUCUCGUCCACCCCGAACAAGGCCACGACGACUACAACAACCUCCGUCUCAUCCGCGCCUUCGAAAAAGGUCUCGAUCCCAAAUCCUCUGAAGCAGGCUUCAUCCUCACACACAUCCACAUGGUCGCCCAAACAGGCGGUCUCAUCGAAGGAGCCGUAGACCUCCUCGCAGCAACCGAAAAAACAAACACCGCUGAAGCAAAGGCUAGUCUGGAACUUAUCCUCAACGCCAUGCAGAUCAUCGAAACAAACAUGGAGGGAAUGUGGAGUCAGUCUCUUCCCAAGGAUUACAUGACUUACCGAACUUUCAUCUACGGUAUUACCAAGCAGUCCAUGUUUCCUGAGGGUGUGGUUUAUGAGGGACAGUAUGAUGAUAAGCCUCAGUUUUUCAGAGGUGAAUCCGGUGCUAAUGAUGCGAUUAUUCCUCUUUUGGAUCACAUCUGCGAAGUCCCCAUGCCCAAGAACCCAUUGACGGAGAUUCUCAUUGAGUUCAGAGAAUACAGACCCAAGCCUCACCGCGCAUUUCUCAAAUACGUCCGCGAAACAGCCGUCGACGUUGGGGUCCGAGAUUUCCUCACAAAGUCCGGCGACAUGGGUCUCGCAGUCUUGUAUCUCCGUCUUCUGGAUCACAUUCGAAGUUUCAGAUGGCGACACUGGAUGUUUACCCGCGAGUACAUCAUCAAGCACACACUCCAUCCCACAGCUACCGGUGGAAGUCCGAUCAUCACAUGGCUACCCAACCAGCUCGGUGCCGUGAUGGAUCUGAUGGAGGAGGUAGCCAAGGGAUCUGGUCUUUGGGCAGUUUUGGAGGAGGGUGUUUGGAAUGGAGGUGGUUCUUUGAGCCAGGAGGAUUAUAUCUUGGUCAAGAAGAUUAUGGAGAAUGUGGUGACCAAGAAGGCUCAGUUGACCAAGGAGGUUAACAAGUAUUGCCAGGAUCGGGGGGUCUAA
Molecule: messenger RNA, 1476 nt
Organism: Fusarium coffeatum
Lineage: Eukaryota; Fungi; Ascomycota; Sordariomycetes; Hypocreales; Nectriaceae
Exons: 2
Coding region: 1-1476 (491 amino acids)
Molecular function (GO): metal ion binding; heme binding
Source: RefSeq, a predicted model, not a curated record